Messenger RNA from Peromyscus californicus insignis, 1215 nucleotides. It is a transcript of the gene Ccdc121, whose product is annotated as coiled-coil domain containing 121. The coding region runs from base 16 to 1215 and encodes 399 amino acids. The transcript has 2 exons. NCBI's taxonomy places the organism in Eukaryota, Metazoa, Chordata, Mammalia, Rodentia, Cricetidae. The record is from RefSeq and is a predicted model, not a curated record.
CGAGUAAGAGAAGACAUGGAAUCCCGAGGGCAGGACAACCAAGUUUCAAAAUUCAGAAGCCCAAUAUCUGGGGACAGAUCCAGUCAAUCAAUUAGGACUAAUUUGGUAGGUGAGGCCAAGAUAUCAUGGGAUGUCAACUCUAACCAUGCAAAGUCCUAUCAUAUUGUCCCCAAAGUAAAGACACCUCUUGAAAAUUGUGCUCGCAGAAGGCAGAUACCUAGCAUGAGUUUUUGGGCGAAUACCUCCAGUGAACACCAAACUCACCCUGAUAAACGCCUGAAGUCUAGAACCAGGCUUGUCCGGAGUCCCAGAUCUCCCCAAUCAUCAAUGUAUCUCACUAUUCUAAAUGAAUUUUUCAAGCCAGAGAGGCUAACAAAAUUGGAGAAUAAGGUAAAACGUCGGACAAUUGAGGCCCUGGAGAAGCUGAGCAAGAAUAUAGAAGAGGCCCGGCGGCAGCAGGAACUGCUGCUGCAAGACAGCAAGGUACUGCAACAGGAGACACUCUACCUGGAGACUGAGAACAACUACUUCCUGAAAUUCCUAAAGAAACGAAAUGAUCUGUGUAAAAAGAAACACGAGGACCUGUGGAAUGAGUAUUUCCAGGAAUGCGGGGAGAUGAGACGUAGGAGACAAGAACUGGCAUUUAUGUUUGCCCGACAAAAUGCAGACCUUCAAAAGCAGCUCUUGCACGGAAAAAGCACCCAGUUCCAGUUGAAGCAGCAGGUUCAGUCACUGCAGCAUAUCAACUCAGUCAAGAAGGGCCAGGAGAUGAGAAUCCAGGCGUUACAGGAGGAGCUGGCGAACAUGAAAGCGCUGACUGCUAAAAAGGACCAAGAGGCAUUCUUGCAGUUCCUGCAGCGAAAGACGCCCCUAGACAGACAGAUGCAGGAACUCAAAUGCCUGCAGGUGGGACAGGGCAGAACCAAGGAAGCGAAGAAUAAGGCCCGGGCCUUGGCAUCAACAGCCAGGAAGGUGAAUUCUGAGAUUUGCUCUAGUGUCUGCAGAGAGAACCAGGAGUUACAGGAGGAAUUGUUGAAGCAAGUCCGGGAGUAUCACAAGCUAGAGUCUCUAAAGAGGCAGUUAGAGAGCUGGAAGGAGAAGCUGAAGGAGGGGCAAUGGUACCAAGAAGCCUUAGUUAGGGGGAGACACCAGCUGAAGGCAGAGAGAGAGAGAAGUCAUAAUUAUGACCCCUUCCCGAAGAACAGGGUGCCCUGA